GGGGGUCGAGGAGAAAGGGGCUGUUUUUGUGCACGAUGAUUGGUGUGUGAGAACGAGGCGGCGCGUGUCACGUCACUGCCCCUGCGGGCGAAGCGAGCCCGGUGCGCGCGGGCGGCGGGAGCGGUGUCUGGGGAGGGGGUUCCCGCUCCCUGAGCCGGGCUGCGAUUGGGCGCUGACCAUUUGUGUCCAAAUUCCCUCCCGCCCCCCCGCAUCCGUUCACUGACAGUCCCCUCAGACAAGGAUUAAGUGGCUGUUUCUUCCACCCCUUCGCUGCUCCGGCCCUGGGAAGAGCGCUGGCGCGCACCUGGUUUCUCUCCAGAGAUCUCCUGCAGAGAAAGAGACCGUCAGCAUGGCCACAACAUCGGGCAGUCUGGAAGAUGGUGUGUCAGAAUGACGUACUGCACGUUGCUAUGGAGAUGCCAAAUCCUAGCUGUGUGGCUUGCUCACCCAAGUCUUAAUUGAGAUGACCGGUGUUGAGACUGUCGUGACCUAAUCAGCAUCCACUUCUUUGUGGAUGUACCUUCCUCAUCAGCAUUCACUUUAAAAACAGGGGAACGGAUCGGUCAGAAAUGCUAACUGCACAGCUAGUGAGCUCCAUUUAGGCAUCUCAGGAUUAGAAUGGCAGGAGCACUGCAAGUUACAAUUCAGGUGUAUUGCUCUUUUCAUGAGCAGUGUAAACUCAUGGCUGAAAGGGGAAAAAAAUAACUGAUCCACUAGAUUUCAGAGUAACAGCCGUGUUAGUCUGUAUUCGCAAAAAGAAAAGGAGUACUUGUGGCACCUUAGAGACUAACCAAUUUAUUUGAGCAUAAGCUUUCGUGAGCUACAGCUCACUUCAUCGGAUGCAUACCAUGGAAACUGCAGAAGACAUUAUAUAUACAGAGACCAUGAAACAAUACCUCCUCCCACCCCACUCUCCUGCUGGUAAUAGCUUAUCUAAAAUGAUCACUCUCCUUACAAUGUGCAUGAUAAUCAAGGUGGGCCAUUUCCAGCACAAAUCUAGGUUUUCUCAGCCCCCCCCCCUUUUUUUUUCCAAAAACCACACACACAAACUCACUCUCCUGCUGGUAAUAGUUCAUCCAAAGUGACCACUCUCCCUACAAUGUGCAUGAUAAUCAAGGUGGGCCAUUUCCAGCACAAAUCCAAGUUUAACCAGAACGUCGGGGGGGUGUAGGAAAAAACAAGGGGAAACAGGCUACCUUGCAUAAUGACUUAGCCACUCCCAGUCUCUAUUUAAGCCUAAAUUAAUAGUAUCCAAUUUGCAAAUGAAUUCCAAUUCAGCAGUUUCUCGCUGGAGUCUGGAUUUGAAGUUUUUUUGUUUUAAGAUAGCAACCUUCAUGUCUGUAAUUGCGUGACCAGAGAGAUUGAAGUGUUCUCCGACUGGUUUAUGAAUGUUAUAAUUCUUCACAACCGAUUUGUGUCCAUUUAUUCUUUUACGUAGAGACUGUCCAGUUUGACCAAUGUACAUGGCAGAGGGGCAUUGCUGGUACAUGAUGGCAUAUAUCACAUUGGUGGAUGUGCAGGUGAACGAGCCUCUGAUAGUGUGGCUGAUGUUAUUAGGCCCUGUGAUGGUGUCCCCUGAAUAGAUAUGUGGGCACAGUUGGCAACGGGCUUUGUUGCAAGGAUAGGUUCCUGGGUUAGUGGUUCUGUUGUGUGGUAUGUGGUUGUUGGUGAGUAUUUGCUUCAGGUUGGGGGGCUGUCCGUAGGCAAAGACUGGCCUGUCUCCCAAGAUUUGUGAGAGUGUUGGGUCAUCCUUCAGGAUAGGUUGUAGAUCCUUAAUAAUGCGUUGGAGGGGUUUUAGUUGGGGGCUGAAGGUGGCGGCUAGUGGCGUUCUGUUAUUUUCUUUGUUAGGCCUGUCCUGUAGUAGGUGACUUCUGGAAACUCUUCUGGCUCUAUCAAUCUGUUUCUUCACUUCCGCAGGUGGGUAUUGUAGUUGUAAGAAUGCUUGAUAGAGAUCUUGUAGGUGUUUGUCUCUGUCUGAGGGGUUGGAGCAAAUGCGGUUGUAUCGCAGAGCUUGGCUGUAGACGAUGGAUCGAGUGGUGUGGUCAGGGUGAAAGCUGGAGGCAUGUAGGUAGGAAUAGCGGUCAGUAGGUUUCCGGUAUAGGGUGGUGUUUAUGUGACCAUUGUUUAUUAGCACUGUAGUGUCCAGGAAGUGGAUCUCUUGUGUGGACUGGACCAGGCUGAGGUUGAUGAUGGGAUGGAAGUUGUUGAAAUCGUGGUGGAAUUCCUCAAGGGCUUCUUUUCCAUGGGUCCAGAUGAUGAAGAUGUCAUCAAUAUAGCGCAAGUAGAGUAGGGGCUUUAGGGGACGAGAGCUGAGGAAGCGCUGUUCUAAAUCAGCCAUAAAAAUGUUGGCAUAUUGUGGGGCCAUGCGGGUACCCAUAGCAGUGCUGCUGAUCUGAAGGUAUACAUUGUCCCCAAAUGUAAAAUAGUUAUGGGUAAGGACAAAGUCACAAAGUUCAGGCACCAGGUUAGCCGUGACAUUAUCGGGGAUAGUGUUCUUGACGGCUUGUAGUCCAUCUUUGUGUGGAAUGUUGGUGUAGAGGGCUUCUACAUCCAUAGUGGCCAGGAUGGUGUUAUCAGGAAGAUCACCAAUGGAUUAUAGUUUCCUCAGGAAGUCAGUGGUGUCUCGAAGGUAGCUGGGAGUGCUGGUAGCGUAGGGCCUGAGGAGGGAGUCUACAUAGCCAGACAAUCCUGCUGUCAGGGUGCCAAUGCCUGAGAUGAUGGGGCGCCCAGGAUUUCCAGGUUUAUGGAUCUUAGGUAGUAGAAAGAAUAUCCCAGGUCAGGGUUCCAGGGGUGUGUCUGUGCGGAUUUGAUCUUGUGCUUUUUCAGGAAGUUUCUUGAGCAAAUGCUGUAGUUGCUUUUGGUAACUCUCAGUGGGAUCAUAGGGUAAUGGCUUGUAGAAAGUGGUGUUGGAGAGCUGCCGAGCAGCCUCUUGUUCAUAUUCCGACCUAUUCAUGAUGACAACAGCACCUCCUUUGUCAGCCUUUUUGAUUAUGAUGUCAGAGUUGUUUCUGAGGCUGUGGAUGGCAUUGCAUUCCGCAUGGCUGAGGUUAUGGGGCAAGUGAUGCUGCUUUUCCACUAUUUCAGCCCGUGCACGUCGGCGGAAGCAUUCUAUGUAGAAGUCCAGUCUGCUGUUUUGACCUUCAGGAGGAGUCCACCUAGAAUCCUUCUUUUUGUAAUGUUGGUAGGGAGGCCUCUGUGGAUUAGUAUGUUAUUCAGAGGUAUUUUGGAAAUAUUCCUUGAGUUGGAGACAUCGAAAAUAGGAUUCUAGGUCACCACAGAACUGUAUCAUGUUCGUGGGGGUGGAGGGGCAGGAGAGACCCCGAGAUAGGACAGCUUCUUCUGCUGGGCUGAGAGUAUAGUUGGAUAGGUUAACAAUAUUGCUGGGUGGGUUGAGGGAACCAUUGCUGUGGCCCCUUGUAGCAUGUAGUAGUUUAGAAAGUUUAAUGUCCUUUUUCUUUUGUAGAGAAGCAAAGUGUGCGUUGUAAAUGGCUUGUCUAGUUUUAGUAAAUUCCAGCCACGAGGAAGUUUGUGUGGAAGGUUGUUUUUUUAUGAGAGUAUCCAGUUCUGAGAGCUCAUUCUUAAUCUUUCCCUGUUUGCUGUAGAGGAUGUUGAUCAGGUGAUUCCGCAGUUUCUUUGAGAGCAUGUGGCACAAGCUGUCAGCAUAGUCUGUGUGGUAUGUAGAUUGUAAUGGAUUUUUUACCUUCAGUCCUUUUGGUACGAUGUCCAUCUGUUUGCAUUUGGAAAGGAGGGCACCAAACACUGAUUUAUAGCGUUUGAGGGGGACAACAUACCUGGAGAACAGGGAUGCUUAUUGAAGCCUGUCUGUGGUAACCAAUCAAAGAGUUGUGUGACACAGCCCUGUCUCCAGGGCUGCGCCUUUCGAUACACAGCACUCUGAGACAAAAAUUAUAUUCAGGUAACUAAAGCUGACUCUGUAUCUCACAUGUUUAUUACUGAGUGGCCUUAAUAUUUCCACCAUGCAGGAACUGAACUAUUGAUUACAUGUUUUUCUAUAUAAACUGCACCUGAGGGGUUAACAACAAAACCUGUAAAAUACAAACAUUACAUGUCUCACCCUGUCUCUGUUUCAGAAUGUGCAUUUGUGUUUAUUUCCUAGCUGACUGAAAAUGCAUAGGUAACAGGGUGUUUUGACAGCACGGUGCCAAUUCUUCCAAUUUCUCUGCAUGAAACUCCUAUUGAUUUCUAUCUGAAUUUCAUAUUUGGAGCAGUUUAAGAUCAGACUCAUUCUUUAUCAACUCUCAAAUUUAUUCCCUGUCCAAACUUAUUUUCUUGAUCCUGUUCUGUGAUUCUGUAGCUCGCUUGUGUGUUUAUUCUUGAAAUCAAGAUUGUUAUGCAGUUUUGGUAGCACUUACAAUACAAUGUGUAUACAGUCAAAUCUUUCUCUGGUUCAUUAAUGCUAUGGAUUUUAUCUGUCCUCUCACUUGAUGUCCCAAUGUAUUUUGUCUUUCUGUGUCUGUUUUCUAAACUUUAAACUUUCUGGGGCUGGGUCCAUCUUGAUAUUUGCACAGCACUGAACAGGUUAACUUUGUUUUUGUUAUGCACAGACAACAAGUCUUGUAACCUGAAUAUGACCACUGUGCUUGUUCCAAAUCUUGUUUUACUUUUCCAAAAUGAUAGAUAGCCCUGCCUGCUCUGGCCAAGGCCAGAGGACAUGUCCUCAAUUAUUUAGAUACUUUGCCUUAAAUAUUUACAAAAUAGAUAUCCUUUUGAAAUAUUUUAAUAUAGCUAUAUCUACAAACUACAAAUGCUGCCCUUGAAGUCAUACACACAUGCAUACCAGAAGGAGCUGUAGGCUGAUGCUGUGGAUAAUGUAGGACCUGGGAAUUCAGUUUCCAUUGAAAUUAUUAAAACAUGUUUUCUCUAACUUGUAAGUUUUUUUGGGGGGGGGGGGGGCAUGGCUAGUGUAUCUCGAAAAGGGAUAUAUAGGUUUGGAUAGUACAAUGACGGUGAAUCUUCCAUAAAGAAGUUUUAGGGCCUCUCCUGAUGCAGUUGUAAAGCUCUGUGUAGUCCUUUAAAAAAGCUUGAUUUCCACAUAUUGCACUGCUCAAAAGUAGCUUGUCUGUGACUUGAUUUGAAGGCGCAAGACCAAAUUGUCUUACCCUUCUGUGGAGGAGAAUACCCUUGGAUAUUCCUUUUGAUUUUAAUUAGACUAUUUAAGGUGAAGGGUAUUGCUCAUUGUGAGCAAUUGUGCCUAAACAUUGCCAUUAUCAACGGUUUGCUUAAAAAUGGCACCUUUGGAGCUUAUGGGGGAUACCUAAAUGGUUGAAUGCACAAAUGCGUAUGUCAGUUAUACGAACACUUCAGUUUGUCAGUUUCAGAAAUCCACAGUCUGUUCUCCAUUCUACGAACUUUAACAAUCUGAAGAACUACACAUCACCUUAAAUAAGGCCCUUUAACAAAGUCCUCCACUUCUAUUUGACAGCUUUGGAACCACAUCUUUCAUAUUGAUUAGUAGAAGAUAUUUCUACUAUAUAGUAACUCACAGCUGAGACAAAUGGAUAAUUCAGUGAAGAAAACUGGAAGAGCUGGGUAUUUUUAAUUAAAAUUGUAAACAGUAUAAGGUGCUAGCUCUUAAAAAACAAAAAAAUCCUCAGAUAUAUUUUAGGGUAGAUAACAUUUGAAUAUAGUUGAGGGUACAAAGUUUUAAUUUGGAAUUUUAACGUUGUCUGGGUAAAAAGCAGGUGUUCAUGACACCAUAUGAUUAAAAGGGCUCUUUUUCUCUCUGUGCCAGUAUAGUGAGGAGGUUGAUUUACAAAAGCAACAUUAAAAUUCCAAGUGUUGCGCUGUUGGAUUAAAAAUGUUUAUCAUGAAACAUUUUAAAGAGACGCUUCAACUUGUUGGUUUUUUUAACUUGAUUUGAUUUCAUGUUAAAAAACCUUGAGGGACUUCAUCUGUAUGAAUCCUUCUGAUAACUCUUUUAGUUUUACAAUCACUUUUUCCUAUUCUUAAACAUGUUUUUCUCUCCUCCAUUGCUGUUUGAAAGACCCACACAAAUGAAGAAACAGAGUUGUUGCUGUCAACUACAUAAGAAAUAUUUUGGUGACACUGUGAACACAUGAAUGGCAGGAGAAGACUGUUAGCUGCCUCUGUAAUUUCUGUCCAAAACUCUAGCUUUGUGUACCCUUCUUGUCAAAACUGCUUUUCUAAGCUGAUACUAGAUUCUAAUAGGUUUAACUGUCUAAAAUGUGGCUGCACGGGUGAAGCUAAGGAUGCAAACUACAGGUAUAAGCUGUCCCUAAAAGUUGCUGGCACUAGUGAUUUAUUUGCCAUUACCGUGUUUGGAAGCUCUUUAGAUCCAUUCUUUGGGGUCACAGCAGGAAGUCUGCAGAGGUAUAUUCAAGAUUUUAACCAAGUAUCAGGAGAGCUGGACAGAGAUGCAUCUCCAAGUGUGUUAAUUCAAGCAGUUAAAACAUGUUUCAUUGGGAGAAGAUUUAUAUUUGGAGUGAAGAGCUCUGAAAACCAUGAUGGAGGGCACUCUGUUUCUGACAACAUUUUGCAAAACUGCUACAGAAUUAAUAGACUUACAAGAGAUCUUACAGCCUGCCAGAUUUUCCUGCCAAACACGGCUGUUGCCGGCUUUACUGUUAUCAGCUACUUCCGUCAGCUCCUGCAAUCAGCUAAUUUCAGGAGUAGUCACAGUAGCUCACAGCGACCUGGUUGUCCUUUCAUUGCAAUAGAUCAGCCUAGCAGUGAGCUCAGCAGCUUGUGUAGCUCUGGCAGCAACUCAUGUUUUGUUCAGUCAAGUGGCCGAGAGAGUUUUUCAGGACCCUGGCAGCAGUCCUUUGGCCUGACUUCUUCAUCUGUUGAUUGGGUAACAACAGAAGACUUUUCGUCUUUAGAACUGGGCAAGGCUGCUGGUGAACAGUGUAAACUACAGGAGAGGCGUUUCUCUGCAGAACUAUGCAACCUAAGCCCCAGCAACCAAGCCAUUCAAGAUUUACAGCUCUGUACCCCUAUGAAUGAGAGAAAUGAACAGGAAGAUAAUGAAUUCAGUUCACUAUCUAGUCAGUCAAACACGAUCACUGCAACUGAAAAACUAGAGAGCUUCUCUUCUUUAAAGAGAGAAUGGUCACCUGAUAGGAACAGGUCCAGGUUGUUACAAAGCCCAUUGGAUUUAAAAUACUCUUGCCCAGAGAUUAUCAGCAGACAUGAUUACUUUCAAGAAAACUCUUUUAACUCCUUGCUUUACCAGAGAAAAGAUUAUUCAUUUUGCAACUCAGCAGUGUCUCCUAAUCAUGGAAUUGCAGCUGGAACUUCUCAGGAUGACCCUAUGAUUUGGGACGAGUUGCCGUUCUCUGAAAGUCUAAAUGAAUUCAUAGCCAGAAUUGAAAACAACAAGAGCACCAUAUCCCCAGUAGGUCUCAAUGCUCAUAAAUGUUCCCUGCGUGAAAGAAGUGAGUUGGAUGAAAAUCAUAGCAAAACAUCAUGUAGGCAAGGCAUUGUACAUACUGCCUGCAAAUCAACCACCACAACAGGGAGGUUCCCACAACUAGCAGAGAAUGUGAAUACUUGCAAAGAGCAUAUUACCUCCUGCCAUCAAUCAAACCUCACUCCUGUAAAUGGCCAAGUAUCACAGAGUGAGCCUUUGACCAGCGUUUUAUCUACAAGUACUAAGAGAGGCAGAGAGUCUGACUUUAUACCUAACCCACCUCUGCUAGUGCUGUCACAGUCCUCAGCAGUUAGAGCAACUUUUGCUCUUUCAGCGGGCAGUUUUCUACCAUCUGAGGAAGCAAAUGUUAAUAUUUCAAACAAUGCCCAUUCUUUCACCAACUUUCAGUGUACUAUGAAAGAUGCAGAAAGCCCGUAUUUACAAAGGAGAGAGAAACCUGCCCACUUACAUUCUCUAUAUGAUGGCUGUGUAGCUGAUUGGGAAAAUAAAGAAAAUUGUAGUUAUCCACCAGACCCAAGAACAGAUUUUACAAGUUCUCAAGAACUGGGUUGUGAUUCAGCAGCUCCCUACAAAGCUAAAAAUAUGUGUAAGAGCGAAUUAGAACCAUUAACUGAAUUGCAAGAAAAUACUGUUAGAGCUAUAAACCAGAGUGACUUGCUACAGAACAACUCCAAUCACCCCAAAAGCAGCUACAAUGCUUCUGCUGACCUCUUCGAUGCUAGUGCUAGAGAGAUAGAAACCAUGGUAGAAUUUUCAGAUAAGUCUCACAACUCUUCAGCACAGGAAGAUGUUUUGACUGAAAAGUACACAGCAUCUGAAUUAGUGUGUAGUCCAUUAGAUGUUGACUGCAGCUAUUCGAAGUGCAGAUCCUCACUUAGUUUACCACCUCCUUUUGGUAUACACAGUACACCCAUAACUUACUCACUUUAUGAUUCAGAACUUGAUCUGGUAGAUACCCAGAACUUUGUUCCUUAUUCACAGUCAACUCCUGUUGCAAGACCUCUUCAAAAAUUCAGAUCCCAGAGGGGGAGAGAAUCAGUUCUCCCUAAAUUGACAUCUAAAAGUCCUACUAAAAUCCACUGCAAAUGUAAACUGUCUAGGCCUUCUUUUAAAAAUACUUUAUUAAGACAAUUUACCAGCAAAUUCCUGAAACACAAAAGUUCAAGUAACACAGCCAUCAAUAAGUCUGUUUCACAGCAGUCAUUUAUCAACAGCGAGGUGCCAGAGAAUGACUCUAAAGAAUGGAUCCCUCCAUCAGCAACAAAAUUGUUACAGCCAGUUGCAUUUUCUAAUUUAAAAACAGUUGGAUUGCAAGCUAGGAGCCCAGCUAUCUGCAAACCCAUUGACAAAAAAACUAUUUCUGAAGACAAAGCCAACAGUGGAAAGUCAAGAACUGAUACAUGUUUAAGAAGCAGAAAAUUAAAUCCUAUGAAUAGAGCUGGAAUUCCAGCAACUCCUAAACCUGCAAAUGCUGCUAAGGCCUCACUUCUAGAAGAUGCGGUCUCUGAAACUUGUGCCUGCUCAGAAACCCAGAAGAGCCAUUCAUGUGCAACUUAUUUAGUGGGUGGACUGGAUGAGGCAGUUAGCUGGUCUCCUGAACUGUUUACAGAAAAAUACUAUUUCUAAGUAUGUGGCUUUUGGGGAAAAAAGCCUCAUCUUGAAACAUGACUCCACCUCAUUCUGUUUAAUUUUUGGAAGGGUGCCAGCCUUACCAGAGAAGGAAAAGGGCUGUUCUAAAAAAAAUUUAAUUAUUCAUAUGUCUCUUGGCAUCUGUCUUGUUUAAGAUGAAUUAUGCCUACCUGCAAAGCCUUUUGUCCUGCACUGAGGUUGGGGAACACAGAACCCUGCUGUCACUUUAUUUUCUUGUGGAUGAAAUGACUAAGCUAAAAAACUGUGAAAUAAAAGUUUAACAUUAA
This is a messenger RNA of Caretta caretta (loggerhead turtle), 9327 nucleotides long. It is a transcript of the gene DDIAS, whose product is annotated as DNA damage induced apoptosis suppressor. Gene Ontology annotation, biological process: negative regulation of intrinsic apoptotic signaling pathway in response to DNA damage. The record is from RefSeq and is a predicted model, not a curated record. NCBI's taxonomy places the organism in Eukaryota, Metazoa, Chordata, Testudines, Cheloniidae. Gene Ontology annotation, cellular component: nucleus; cytoplasm.